GAAAGCCACAAAGUUUUAUCUAAUCUAUUCUUAUCAUAUCAAGACCAAAUUAAAAUAAUACUUGUCAAAAAAAUCUCCACAACGAAAAUAUUAAAUAACAAUUGUGUUGUUUAAAUAUUUAUAAAAACAUGUCAAGUACUUGUUUACCAUUUUUAGCUGAAUAUGCUAAAAAUGGUAGAGCAUCAUGCACAGCAUGCAAGCAAAAAAUUGCUCAAGAUUUACUUCGUAUUGCCAAAGUUGUACAGAGUCCAUUUCAUGAGGAUUUUAUAACAACCAAUUGGUUUCAUGUUAUAUGUUUUUUUACGAGAGUUAAACCAAAAUCAAUUGAGGAAAUUAAAAAUUUUGAUGCUCUUCGUUUGGAUGAUCAACAAAAAAUACGAGAACAAAUUGAUAAUGCUGGUGGUGCAGAUUCAUCAACAAUUACAGGCACUAAAAAAGGACCAAAACGUCCUAAUAACGAUGAUGAUGAUGAUGAUGACGAUGAUGAUGACGAUGAUGAUGAUGAUGAUGAUGAUGAUAAUGGACACCGUGGUGAUUGUUUUGUUAGACUUCGUGAUAUACGUGAAUUUGAUUCUGCUAUGUCUAGCUUUAAAAUUCCAAAUAAAGAAGAUAAAAAAACAAUAAAAACAAAAUUACCAAAAGAUGCACGACCAUCACCUAAAAAAUUUAAAAUUGAACUUAAUACAAAUGAAGAUGAUAAAUUAAUGAAAAAACAAGAUAAAGAAUUGUUUGAUUUAAAAGAUCACUUGACAAUAUUAUCAAAAAGUCAAUUAAUAAGUUUACUCAAUGCUAAUGAUCAAACUGUACCAGAAGAAAAUUCACGUAUCAUUGAAAAUUUAGCUGAUUUGAUGUGUUUUGGUGUACCAUCACCAUGUGAUAAAUGUAAUGGUAAUUUAAAAUAUAAAUCUGGUGUUGGAUACAAGUGCACAGGUGAUUUAGAUGAAUGGACAAAAUGUGAAAAUGUUAAUAUUGAUCCACCAAAGAAAAAAUUUAAAGUACCAAGUCAUAUGAAAAAGGAUAAUAUAUUUUUAACAACAUAUAAACCAAAAAUUAAAAAGAGAAUAUUUAAACAAACAUUCAGUACAAAAUCUUUGGCAUCUGUUCAAAAAGAAGAAGGUGAUGUUGAUGGACCUGAAGUAAAAGAAACAUUGGCAUUAAAAGCCAAUGAAACUGACGUUAUACCUGAUUUUACAUCGACAGAAGAAAUAGAUAAUUAUGCACAUAACGAUCGGGUCAAAAAGGUAACUGGUGUAAUUUCUGCAGCAUAUUGUAUAAAACGUUUUUAUCAUCAAUAUGCUAAAAAAAAGAUCACAUGUUUUACUGUACUAUUAUCAAAUCGCAAAGGCGGUUCAAUAAGAGUUACAUUUUUCGAUGAUGAUGCGUGGCGUUAUUCAAGAGAAUUAAAUGUUAACAUGGUGAUUACCGUAGAUGGUGGCAGGAUAUUUAACAUGAUUAAUAAUCAAAAUAAAUUUUAUGACUAUUACAACAAAAAAACAGCUGAAAUUAUAUUUAUGGAUUAUUCUACAUUGAAAAUUGAAAAAACUAGCUAUUUUGUUCAGCUGCACCGGAUGGAAGAAGACAAAGAUGUUCCCAGAGUAUUAUCAAUAAAAGAAGUUGAAAUAACUGAUAAUAAACUCAUUGAAUUUGUUUGUUCAAUCAAACGUAUUUAUACAUCAAAGGAUGGUUUCAUUAAAGAAAUCUUAGCUGGUGAUAAUAAUGAUGAUGAAAUAUAUUUGGAAUUUAAAAAUCAAACCAAAAAUGAAAAUCAAUUCAAAGAAGAACAAUUAGUAGUUGUACAAGGCUCAUAUUCUCGAAAGAAAAACGCAUUUAUAAUAAAUAAUAUAGAAAUUUCUGAUGGAGAAUAG
Aphidius gifuensis is the source of this 1865-nucleotide messenger RNA. RefSeq names its product poly [ADP-ribose] polymerase-like. The record is from RefSeq and is a predicted model, not a curated record. Lineage: Eukaryota; Metazoa; Arthropoda; Insecta; Hymenoptera; Braconidae. Gene Ontology annotation, molecular function: DNA binding; zinc ion binding. The transcript has 6 exons. Bases 129 to 1865 code for a protein of 578 amino acids.